This is a messenger RNA of Neoarthrinium moseri, 285 nucleotides long. RefSeq lists its product as uncharacterized. The record is from RefSeq and is a predicted model, not a curated record. Lineage: Eukaryota; Fungi; Ascomycota; Sordariomycetes; Amphisphaeriales; Apiosporaceae. The coding region runs from base 1 to 285 and encodes 94 amino acids. The transcript has a single exon.
AUGAAAUGGAAUGGAGCGGCCAGCACAGACCAUGCAAAAAUUCGGGCUAGCGAGCAGUCGACCAGCGACCAGACCCGCCAGACCCCAGCCAAAGGCCAACGCCCUCGUGAGUCGCAUCGCGCGUUGAAGAAUCGUGCACUUUGCAACCAGGCCGACUCCACCUCAUCAGAAUCACUACCGUACCACAACAUCUUCCACGCACCGCUGCUCCUUCUCGUCGCCCCGGCCCCAACCAAGGUUGACACGCGCACCCGUAUCCUGGCCAUGGUCCAGCAACAGCAUUAA